This is a messenger RNA of Schistosoma rodhaini, 4416 nucleotides long. The record is from the annotation of a GenBank genome assembly. NCBI's taxonomy places the organism in Eukaryota, Metazoa, Platyhelminthes, Trematoda, Strigeidida, Schistosomatidae.
AUGGAUGGUUUUAUGAAGGAAAGCCUAUUAAAAUGGAUUUCAUUAAUAACUGAGAGGAAUGUUAGCCUCAUAGACGGCGAAGUCCUCAACAAUUUAAUAGACCUUUCAGGUGCUUUUCCAUCAGUUACUACCUCAGAAUGUUACAAGGAGCGAAUCGGUUCGUUUUUGGAUGCAAUUUUUCAUCCUGGAGUUUCUAAUUUAUUUGACGUUGAAGGUGUGAUUUCUGGGAAAGCUGGCGAUGUGGAAUUGUUUGGGUUAUGCCUAACCGUUUUAUUGGGAUGUCUUCAAUGUCCCUCCAAACAGUCAUUCAUGGAUCCUGCUCUGGAUUUGAGUUUGGAUAUGCAAACUGCUAUAUUCCAUUUAAUUCAAGUGCCUAUGACCCAGUUAUCGCUCCAUCAUGAGUUCACUCGGGAUCUGGUCACAAGCAGAAUUCUCGAUUCAUCACAGUGUAUCCACAAUGAUAACUUGCCAAUUCGUCAUCAAACCAUUACUUGUAAAAUAGAAGAAGAAAUCUCAGAACCAUCAUCUAAGCCACCAUCUUCAACAGGCAUGUGUAACGGACAGAAAGUAGUUUGUACUGACAAUAGAAAUUUUGGUCUUUCAGUGAACACAUUCGGAUUUGAAUUCACUCGCCCUAAUUCGCCUACAGAAUAUGCUAAUGGACAUACAAACAAACUAAAAAAUGGUCUUGAUCACAGACCUAAUAAUCUUUCUUUAUGUAACACUCCUGAUCGAAGUCUGUGCAUUGCAUCCAGAUUGAAUUUAACCGAUAAUUUGGAACAUAAUGCGAAUCAUACUCAUCAUGCACCUCCACCUUUAGCCUCGCCUCUCACAUCCUUAAAGUGUCUCCUAGAUUCUCCAUCUUUGACACACAAGACACAAUUUCGAGAAUCAGAACGUGAAAAGCGUCGUUUAGCAGUGGAACUUGAGAAGGAACGAGUUUGUAGAGAUGAGGCGGAGAGUUUAGUUUCUGGAUUACGAAAACAGCUUGAAGAAGCCGCUGCUCGAGCAACUGAAUCAGAAUCUCGGGCUCUCCGUUUAUCUCGUGAACUAGCAGUCCUUCAUGAUCAGGGAGAUGAAUUAGCACACUGUCGUAAUGAAUUGGCUUUGCGAGAGGAAGAAAUUAAGAAUCUGAAACUACGCGUUAUGGGCUUUCAAGACCUAAUGGCUCAUACACGAAAGUUGGAAAUGGAAAAAAUUGAUUUACAGCAAGAAUGUGAAGAUCUUCGUCUGAAAGUAGAUCAACAGCUUUCUCAAUUAAGAGAAUUCAAAGAAAGACGUGUUAAAUGUAGUGAAAUUGAAGAACUCAAGUCGAAAUUACGUGAUGUUGAAGCUCAAUUGUUACAACAGCUUCGUGAACGUGAAUUAAUCGAAAAGGAUAUAAGACAACAACAUGAAAUGUCAACACAACUUAAACUGCAAUAUUCCAUAAAAAAGUUACAUCCCAAUAAUAAAUCAUUAGAUUGUCAUCAAUCUAAUUGUAAUGUAGAAGAAAUUGAAUGUACCGAACAAGGUAAUAAAGUUGUUGAUCAGCAUCCCAUUUUGAAUAAUUCAUGUCAAGAUUUGUCACUUUUGAAGCCUGGUGAAAAUUUGGGAACAGUAUUAGAGGAUGAUUUAAAGUCUGCCCGUUUAUUCAUAUCAAAACUGCAAUCACAAUUCGAUGAAGAACUUGGUUCAGCUAGACAACUGCUUGAGGAAAAAACUAAGCGUUUGUGUGAGCUUGAACAAAUUAUCAGUAAUAGGCUAUCCAUAACUGAGACUACUGAUGUCACUACUCAAACUGAAAUGUCUUGUACAACAAGAACGACAACAACUAGUCCUAAUGAAUUGUUAUCACCGGAAUUAUUGCCUGCUUCAACGGUUGAUGCGUAUAGUGCUGCGGCAGCAGCAGAUCGUAGAGGUCUUUCAAACGAAUUAGUUCGUCUACAUGAAGAAAUAGCUCAAUCAAAAAGUUAUGCUUGUGAAUUGGAACAACGGUUAACUGAAAUGGAAGGUGAAUUACAUUCUACAAAAGAUAAAUUAAUCUUUCAAACUACUUUAAGCAAUAGAAACCAAGAAAAUUGGAUUAUGAUAGAACAAGAAUAUCGUGAAUUACAGCGUCAACAUAGAAUAUUACAAAACAAUUUACUGGCAAAUGAAGAAGAUCGUUCUCGUAACGGUGCAAUAAUGACUGCAGAAAAUAAUGCUGAAUUUGAAGCAGCACGUAUGAAUUAUGAGAAAGAAAUUGGCUUAUUAAAUCAACAACUACUUGAGACAACAUUUGAAUGUCGUCGUCUAGAAGCAGAACGUGCUCGUGUAGCUGAACGUAAUUCUGACUUACAACGUGAACUAGAAACGACUAGAAUUUUGGUUGACUCAUUGAAACAAAAUUCUGAAUCUAAAUCAGUUGAAUAUUCAAAUCAUAUUAGAAAAAGUGCACCGAUUAUCUUAUCAAAUCUACAUUUACCCUCUUCAAUGCCUAAUGGUAAUAAUAAUAAUGGUAUUUAUAAUAGUAAUGGCUUGUAUUCAAAGGGUUAUAAAGUCAGUCAAAGAUGCCUUAGCGAUUCACUUGAAGAUUGGGAAGAUAGCGAUCAUGAUCAUGUUGAUGUCAAUUUUUCACCAUCACAUCAAAUUCGAUCAUCAGUAUAUCCGCAUGAAGUUAAGAAUAAAUUAAAUCAUCACUAUCAUCGUGAUUAUUCGUGCAUUGUAAAUGAUCGCAUAAACGAUGAGUCCCGUAAACCAGAAUAUAAUCAUCCUCAUACUGAAGAGUCAAGAUAUGUAAAGUGUAAAAAACGUCAUUCAAAAUUACGUACAGAUUCAAAACAGUUAGAUCGAUUGGCUUCUAGAACACAAGAAUUGGAAGAGUUUGCUAUUCGAUUGCGUGAACAAUUUAAUCAGCAUCAAUCCUCUACACAAGUUAAUCCUUCAUCUGUAGGCGUGUAUCCCGAUUUGAUGGAUGUUCAUAAUAAUCAACAUGCUUUGAAAAAUACUCCUUUAAUGAUACCAAAGAAUCAAUAUCAGUUACAUGAUUUUAAUUACGAGCUUGUUGAUGAACAUGGUGAUGAUAAUGAACAAAGGGAGCAAGAUACUGAUGCUGAUUCUUCAGCUUACACAGAUUUAAGUCAAGUUUCUACGGUAUCUCAACCUGUUGAUUCAGGAUGCCAGAAUACUAAGCUAACAACAAAUAAUUUGCAAACUAACACAUCACAUAAUGGUCAAUCGAUGCUUCAACAUCACUCACAAUCUGUUGGGUUUAUGCCAUCAAUCUCGAAGAAUUUAAGGAGUAGUUCCCCUUUAUCUUCUGAUCCUAAUCGAUUAAAAGAAUUGCACUUACGUAAUCGAUUACAACCUUCACAUUUACGAUCAAGUUAUCCAGUUGAAACUCAGGUGAUCAAUUCAAAUGAUAUAGUUGGCACUUUGAGCCAAAUGACUACUGACAAUGUAAAUCAAUCACCUAAUCGAAUCAGAGCAAGUGGUCGAAAAAUGCAUCGUAAUAAUUCUCAUCAUAACGAACCUCCUGUAAGCAAUGUUAGUAACAAUCCUACUGCUAGAACUGUUCCCUCUUCAUUAUCAAAUGAUUACCAAAAGAAUUCGCAUAUCAAAUCUAUGCAUGAUAAUAAUUUUGAACAGGAAUCAACGCCUUCACCAUUAGCCGCUGGUUAUCAACCCCUCCCCAAAGAUAUACAAUCAUUUAGUGAAGCGCUUAUCUCUGCAUCUGUGGAUAAUAAAGCUAUGGAUUAUGUAUUAACUACACAUCCUAAUCUUAUCAAGUCUGUGAAUACUAAUAACGAUAAUAAUAAUGGCUGUAAAUCAUCACACUCCUUGUCUCCCAGUAUCCAGAAUGUAAAUAUCUCAACGUCGGAUAGAAAAACUGGAUUCUGUAAUAGUAUCCCUGAUACAUUUCCAAAAUAUAACAAAAAUCAUGCAAAAUAUAAUGUGUAUGAACUAAAAACUGAUAGUGGUACUGGCGGUGGUUUAUCCUCUGAUAAUGAAAAUAUGAAUCCUCCUUUAUCAAAUAUUGCCUGCCGUCGAUUCACUGAUGCAGAUCUAUUCGUUAAACCAUUGGAUCCUGUUCAUGUUCAUCGUCAUAGAAGUAAAAAAGUUGAUACCUAUUCUACUCCACGUACUAAUGGUAUUUCAUCAACCAGUUCUGUACAAAGUAUUGAUGAUCUUAGCGGUGCAUCAAGUAUUCGAAGUAGUAAGAGUUCAAUCGCUUUCGAAAUUAAGAAUGAUCAAAAAGUAACUGUACGACGUUUACCAGCUCCAAGUUCACAACUAUCCUCUCAAUAUCAUAAUAACAAUAGUGAUAAUAACAAAUCACGAAAAUUGGGACAAUCAACUAAGAAAUUAAAUAAUUUUAAUUGUAAAUCUGCAUUUUCUUCAUCUAAAUUAACUAGAACAACCACUAAUACUUCAACUCCAUUAAUCCCUCAAUGA